This is a messenger RNA of Pseudo-nitzschia multistriata, 4379 nucleotides long. Lineage: Eukaryota; Bacillariophyta; Bacillariophyceae; Bacillariales; Bacillariaceae. The record is from the annotation of a GenBank genome assembly.
AAAACUUGACCACAUCCUACACCUUUGGUUAGAGUACUCUACUAAUAGUCGCAACCCAGCUAAGAACGAACGCCUAAGAUGAAAACAUCCAAAUCAUCAGCCAGCGUUCGCGACAUCCGCAAGAUGUUCGAAAAGGAUUUUAAAUCACCUGUGGGUAAAAGUUUCAAGAAUGACUCUAAUUCUCCUCUCGACAGGACGGUUGCGGAGACUCCUAGCCCAGGAGGAACUGGGAUCUUUUCUCCCGAAUCUGUUCAAGUUAAGGCCCUUUCAAACACAGCGAACAAUUCAAGAAAAGCAAUCAAACUCAAGCCAUCCAUUGAUUCGUCUCCUGCAAAAUGUGCAGAAAAACCUUUUGACGAACUGACCCCUGAUGGAAAACGCGAAGCGAAGAUUGACUUUAAGUCUACCACCAACAGCGAAAACGGCGAUUACUUGGUGAAGAAGACAACUCAAUAUGAACGUUAUCUUUCACAGAUCACGAAUUACGGCGUAUCGUCUCCCGAGCAUCAGUCAACAUUGUUGGAAAGCAAGCCUAAGGUAGCGGCACCAAUUCCAUUUCUUUACACAGGAUCGCCUGAACAAGGCACCUUCUCUCCGCUUGCGACAAACAUAUCCUUAUCAGAUGAGGUUGCAUUGGCAGAGGAGCUUGGAAUGGCUGAAAGAAGGGCAUUUGUGCAAGAAUCUAAAAGGUUGCUCCGACCUACCUCACCUCCGUCGAUUACCACCGGCGUUGAUCCUGUGCAAUUUGUAGCUUCUCCGACAUCGCCUGUGAGCCGCAUCUCUUUGCCUUCCUAUCAUGAAAAAGAGAACAAAGCUACUGCGACACCUACUCCUGUGAAGCCGUAUUCUUUAUUCAAAUCAGCUGAAAAGAAGGGCAGUAAUAGGAAUUAUGGCAACGUUGAUCAAAUCUCGGCACGCGAGAUUACAGAUGCUGCAGUAGCAGCAGCAACUGAAGCGAAGUACUACAAGAGCUCACCAGUCGAAAACCCGUUGCCCAGGAAAAAGGCUCUUCGGGACACACCAGGAGCUCCUGAGCACGCACCUCUGUGGAAUUCGAUGCAAAUGCACCAGGGGAAAGAAAAAGCAGAGAAACCUUUCGACUGCGCCCAUGGCUCUCCUACGGAGAACACGCAAGACAGUGAGAAGCUUCAAUUCCUAGAGGAAGGGAAGAGCGAUGUCAAAUCCAAAAGAAUCUCUUCACGCAAACUCUUCCGUUGUCCAAAUACAAACUUGGAAGGCAUCAAAGCCAAGCAACAGCACAAAGGUCCUUCUGCUUUAACCCCGAACCAGGUACUCGAAACAAUGAAAAUCCUUCGCGACACGGUUGUCGAGAAAUCCGAGAUUUAUGCAUUUGAUGAGAAGUCUACUGGAGAGAGCUUUGAUGACGAGCCCUUUGCGCCUCUCACGUUUAAUACUGAUGAUAAGAACCUUGAUUCACCAAACCACUCAGGACGCUCUAUCCGCAGUGGAAGCCCGAAUAAAAACAAGAAAAGAUUGUUUUCAGACGAGAAAGAAGGAAGAAAAUGCGCUGAGAUUGCAUUCUAUGUCUGCGUUUUACUUGCCCUAGUUGUUUGCGGUAUUUUGGCUGGACUUUUGGUCAGCGGACAGUUCCAUUUCUGGUCAGAAGAAAAACCGAGUCUAGGGGAAACCUGGGACGAAGAAACCAUAACCAGUAUGGUGACGUCCUAUCCCACAGAAUAUAUCAACGAUUCGAACGUGUUUGAGGGUUCAAAAAUUGUGGCCUGUGGAAACGCUGUUCCAAUUACUGAAAUGGAUCAUACAUACUAUGGAAGCAAUUGGAAGGCAUUUUGGGACCCAACAAUCGAUACAUGUGGUGAUCAAAUGAGCACAGGAUACGCCGUGUGGUACUCUUUCACCACAGCAUCAAGCAAACUUAUAGAAGCUUCGACUUGUGAUAAUUCGGAUUUUGACACUCAAAUUACUAUUAUGUCGGGCUCUUGCAAUGCAACAAAAUGUAUUUCAUACAAUGACCAAGGUUGCGGUGAUCAAAGUUUGGUAACAUGGUAUGCAGAAGCCAAUACGACUUACUACAUAAUGGUUCAUGGUUAUCGCGAGGCUGCCGGAACUUUUGGGCUUACUUUGAGCGAAGCUUAUCAAAGUGACGACUGUGACACUGCAGUGCAGUUGGAAGAGGAAUCUGUUCUGGCGGGUACUACUGCAGGUGUUUUUUCUUCGAUACAACCUCCUCAGUGCGGUGACGUUGACCUCUCGGACAGUGGUGUUUGGUACACAGUUGGCAAUGUUUCUGGGUUUUACAAGGCAGAGGUAUUGCUUGGUUAUACCAACUUCUCAGGUCAGGUGUCCGUUUACCAAAGCAUGAAUGAAACCGAUUCUGGUUGUAGCGCUCUUAUGUGUGAAAAAGGAAGCUCUACUGGAAGCGUCAUGUGGUUGGCCGAAGCUACGAAAACGUAUUACGUGUACAUCAACGGAAAGGAUGGAACUAGCGGUGACUUCGAUCUUUUCCUAGGACAGAAUAAGGCUUCAUCCUGCAAUUUUGGAACACGAAUCGAUGCCAAUAGUAUUGGAUACCUUUCUUCAACGAAAGGCCUAAAUCCACAAAAUGUUGAAGGUUGUGGACACGCAGGUUAUCAUACUGCGCCUGGUGUCUGGUUCUCCGUCGAGGGAACUGGUGAUGUCUUGGAAGCAUCCACUUGUGGAUCAUCCCUUGAUCUAGAUACGCAAAUUUCUGUGUUUGGAAAUGGCUGUGAUUCGUUAAAAUGCAUCGCAGGAACUGGCCAGAACCACCCAUGCGGUGAGAAUGGAUCCGUAACUUGGAAGAGUGAACUCAGUGAAAUCUAUCACGUUUAUGUCUCUGGAAGAAGUGGCCGUGUCGGUGACUUCAUCUUGAACAUCAAUGAUGUACCUGUGGCGGAUGGUUUAUCCUGCGAUGGGUCGUUUCUACUCGAAGGAGAUAGUGGAUCUAUUCAGUCAAACACCACUUAUGCUCCGUUGGCACUCAUCGAAGGUUGUUCUGGCACGUAUGAUGUCCAAGGAGUUUGGCAUAAAAUUAUUGGUACAGGAAUGACAAUGACGUUUUCAGUUUGCAACGGUGGAACUGACUUCGAUGCCCGCAUUUCCAUGUUCACUGGAUCUUGUAAUGGACUCACUUGUACUGCUCAAACUGAAAGUCGAUGUGGUGAGAAUGACAAAAUCAUGAUCACAACGCACGUGGGCGAGACUUACUACUUGUUCGUCCAUGGAUCAACCGGUUCUUCUUUUGGAAAUUAUUUGUUGACUGUCGACGAGACAGAAAUAAAUGAUUCUUGCGGAAAGGCUUCUACGUUGGAUGUGUUGUCAUCCGGAAAAUAUUUUGGAAGUACACUCAGUGCACAGAAGAGUUCGGCCAUCGGAUGCUCUAUGGAUGUGCUUUCAGAGUCAAAUGCCCUUUGGUAUGCUUUCAAGGGCACUGGUGAUGUGGUGACUCUUUCAACUUGCUCAUACUUGACUGACUUCGGUACAGACGUUCGCAUAUACAGUGGCAGUUGCGCUAAAGCACAGUGCGUCUCUGAUGUCGAUAAUAGUUUUGCCGUCAAUGGUUGUGGUCAGCAGAGUCGCAUUUCUUUCCAAUCGAAUAGUGAUGAGUUAUACUAUGCUCGAAUCGGUGCAGAGUCAGCCAAUGAUGCUGGAAGCUUUGUCCUGGAGGUGAAUCCAAGAAACACUUUCUUCGGUCCAUAAAAAUAGCGAUUGUACGGUCACUAUUUCAGGUAAAGACAUCUUAUAGCCCGACACAGUAGCGGGAUUGUGACAGAGUGUCUAGGAAAUAACAGUCAUUAUACAGUUUGUAUGUUAACAAUCCAAAUUAUAAAUAGCAAACUGAUCUCUUGUUUACUUCAUAGAUUGAAAGUGAAAAUGCAGUCGAAAGCACGAGAAUCCACCCGAAAAUAUGUAAGUUUUUCCCUUGAGAGCAUCCCCAUCCUAGCAUACCGCCAAGUUCACACCGCAUUGCAUUUAUUUGUCAACUGGUGGCAUUACUGGACAAACCAUGGGACGAAACGUAAACAAAGGAUGGUCGAUAUCAAAGUUUGAAUUAUUCAUGUCGAACAUAGGUUUCAUAAAGAUCGGGAUCCUGUCUUUUGUUUUUGACUUUUUUGCUUCCUCUUGCUCUUCAUUCAAGUUCUGAGCAUCAACAGUCUCUUCCAAACUCUUUCUGAUGAUCGAAAUAGUGAUGUCACCCUUUUCUAGCUCCUCAACCACAGUGUCCACAUGUUUUUCUUGCCAAUGUUGUUCUCUACGGGGACGUUUUCUCGGCGAUGACAUGGGAUUGACGCCUUCGGCAAUAUCAUCACGACGUUUUCGCAUCCCCUCUAGAAGUGCAAAAAGUGAUCGAGAAACAUCGGGAAUAUACUUGACGAGUUUCG